AUGGCAAACACAAAAUCACGACACGAAUGCUCAAAAAGAGUCGAAAUACGAAAAGACUCCUUUCCUCUACUACUGCUGCUGCUGCUUACUGCUACUGCUACUACUACUGCUACUGCUGCUGAGAAUCAGAACAAUAAUCCUCAGCAUCAGCCAGGCGAUGGAGGCCUCGGCUUGGGCGCUCUUUGUUGGGCGAUGCUUCGGAAGAAGCUGGACAAGCGGAUCGAGCUGAGGCGAUCGGAUUGGACAGGACCUCUCAAUGACGAGCAGGUGCAGUACGCUGCAUGUGACGCCUUCGUGGCUGUCGAAAUUAUGGAGGAGAUGCAUGCUCGACAUUGCGCACCGCCCACAACGAUUCGCGAAUGGUGCAGCGACCUCAUCGACAAGCUGCCCAAAGGAGGCUUGCAGCCCCGGCGCACGGGGCCAAAGAAGCCUCCGAAGGCUGUCGUGCACGCCCCAAAGCGCCAGACCUUGUUGUACGGUGGGAUCAAGCUCCUCUCCCCGAAAGGCCUUCACCUUGCGAACGUCUCCCAUGCCAAAGCUGCGUGGUACGUCAAAAUGGGCCUUGCGCACAACGUGGAAGGCGCUUCUUCGGAGGUGCUGAGCACGGUGAAACUGAACUUCGAGCCGAAGGGCGUCGGCCAUGCGGGGGAUGCCUUCUACCUGCAGGUCAUGGAGAACCAGUGCGUUGGCUGCGGAGCCAAGGACCACCUGGUUCGCUUCUCCAUCGUGCCUCACGUUUUCCGCGCGUUGCUUCCACGGCGCUUCAAGGAGCACUCGAGUCAUGACAUCGUCCUGCUUUGCCACAGCUGUUACAUUCCAGCCUCGACCGCAUCCCAGAACCGCCGCCAGCGUUUGCUGGCAGAUGCUGGGCAGCGCGACGCCUCGGCACCCGGGGCCAAAGGACGCUUCAGGGUGGACGAGUGCAAGCUGCGUGCGCGCGGGGCCGCCGCUGCUUUGCGCCACGCGUUGCCGAACGAGGUGCGGGAGGAGAAGGAGGCCAUCCUCCGAGACUUCCUCGGCAAACUGCCAGGUGCAGCCUUGACGAAGGAAGAAGUCGAGCAAGUCAGGGUGCUUGAUGUGAAGGAAGCAGUCGAAGGCUACGUUUCGCCGGAGGUGGCCUGCGCGAAGCACCUUCGGAUCACGGAGGCAUGCACGGAGGAUGCGGAAUCUUCGGAAGCAAGGUGCUUCCAGUUUGUCUUGGACUGGCGGCAGACUUUCCUGGACAGCGUGAAGCCCCAGUACCUCCCAGCAGGGUGGGACUUGCACCGCAGCAUCCGAAAGCACGACGACCUCUUCGGGGUCGGGCAAGUCGGCCCAGCUGCAGAGGUCCUGACUUUGGAUUCAGACUUGGCCCUCCUGGAGGCUUUAAAGUGCCAACCUAUGUUGCUGUCCCUUCAGGAAGCCAGUCUCAGUGUGACAUUACGGGAGGCACUGAGCGGCAAGAAUUUGAGCAUUCGUGCGGCCUUUGACAUCUUCGACACGGACAAGAACGGCUCGCUAGUCGGGCCCCCAGUGCCUGAACCCCAAAGGGAGCCCCAAACGUCUGUGGAGGACAUGGUGGAGACUUGGGCUGCGCUGUAUCACCUCGGGCUACGAGGGAUCUCCGCCGACCAGGCUGUCCGAGCGGAAUUCUUGUUGACGUUCGGAUUUACUGCUCUGCAUAUUAUGUAA
Messenger RNA from Symbiodinium necroappetens, 1671 nucleotides. NCBI's taxonomy places the organism in Eukaryota, Dinophyceae, Suessiales, Symbiodiniaceae. The record is from the annotation of a GenBank genome assembly.